Molecule: messenger RNA, 121 nt
Organism: Dentiscutata erythropus
Lineage: Eukaryota; Fungi; Glomeromycota; Glomeromycetes; Diversisporales; Gigasporaceae
Source: the annotation of a GenBank genome assembly
ACCUGUUGAAAUCAUUAAGAUCAUUGUACCAACAUUACCUCUGAUUACUUCUGUUGGUGGUUUAUUGUUUACGUUUGAUAAUAGUGGUUUAAGUCUGUUUGCUUGGUCUUCAAGAUUAUAG